GAAGGGUCGCAAGCUCUGGCAGCCUCACACCAACAGUUUGGACAGGACAACAGAAACCAUUGGAUUCCUGUAUCCUCCGUGUGAUAAAGUUCAGUGGAAGCUCAAUGGCAUCACAAAGCCUCCUCUCGCCCUGGACGAUGAACGUGACGGGUAAGGUGAGCCCGGAGCCGGUCUGUAACCUGACCAGCGGCCGGCUGGAGAAGGUGGUCCUCCCUGUGCUCUACUCCUUCAUCAUAUUUGUUGGUGUCCCUGCCAACAUCAUGGCUCUGUGGAUGUUCCUGAAGCAAUACAGGAAGCACGGGAUCCUGGUGUAUCUGAUUAACCUGGCUGCAGCCGACCUCAUCAGCUGCCUGACCCUCCCCUUUCGCGUCGCCCUGCUGUUGGUAGGGGACCUGUGGAGGGAGAGCUCUCCCAUCUGUGCCACCACCAUGAUCAUCAUUAACUCCAGCUUCUACUACACCGUCAGCUGCAGCACCAUGUUCCUCGCCUUCAUCAGCAUCAGCCGCUACGCCAUGAUCGUGAAGCCCAACAGCAAGCACCUGAACAAGUUCUACAACACCAGCUUUGCCCAGUGUGCCUGUGUGAUCACCUGGAUCGUGACGAUCAUCCCCAUCCUCAUACUGAACCUGAACUACUUCUUCAGGGAAGUGAAGCUGGUCGCAGGUGCCGUCUGUUACAACAUUCAGCUGCAAUACGGCAAGCGGGUGUCUGCCAAUGCCUUUGUGACGGUGGCGGUGAUAUUCCUGCUCCUGCUGGUGAUGUUUGCCUUCUCCUACGCCUCCAUCGCGCUGGAACUGUGCACCGUGAGGAAGAAGAAACUCAGCCAACGCAACCGUGUCAUCCACAUCCGGGCGCAGAUGAUCAUCAUCGGUGCGAUGACGGGCUUCAUCGUCUGCCACCUACCUUACCAUGUCUAUCAGAUUGUUGCUGGGCUGCACAGGUCCCACAACAGCAGCUGCCUCUGGCUGCAGCAGACUCACCACGUCAAGCUCAUCACCCUCUGUCUGGUCUCACUCAGCAGCUGUCUGGACCCCAUCCUCUACUUCCUCCUCUCAAAGUCCUUCGUCAAGCGUGGGAGCAAGAGGGAGAGGAGCAGUUAAUGCGGGCUCCCACGGCAAAUCAUGGCCUGUAGUUCCUGGCUGGUCAGACUGACCUAACCAGAGGGUUAGUAACCAUAGAGAACCAUUGUUGUCAUGGACGUCCCAGUCACUGGGGCAUUGGGACAAUGAUGUCACCAUCGCCUCAAGCAAACCUCCCCUUUAGACAAAACCAGGGAUUGAAUCUAGAUCAAUGAGCGAUUCAGAAACCAGGAAAAGCGGUGACACUGCCUCAGAAAAAAAGUCAGCUGUGCUUCCACUUUCUAGCUGGGAGUUCCAUCAACUGUAGGAUAUCGACUCCUCUGGCCUGUCCCACUACUCCACCAGAUCAUAACUUUCACCUCCACAUCCCCAGCUUGUCCCAAAGCCCCAAAUAUGAACAAAUGUCCGUCAAUCUCAAAUUUAAAAUUAACUCUUGACUCAACAUUAAUUUCACCAGCAGAAAUGAGUUCCAAAUUCCCUCACCUAUUACACGUAGAACUCUUCCUGAACUCAUGAACCCUGUGAAUCUGAAGUUUGUCCCCCGGCCCUAGAAUUCCUGAGCAAUCACUAUCUCUCGACCCUAUCAGUUCCUUCCAGUACCUGAAAACUUGGAUCAAGUCACCAGGUAAUCUUUUAAUUUCAACCCCAGUGAGCGUAGUCCCCUUGUGCUGGGUUCUAAGUGUCCAAGUCUCACGCAGCCACCAGCCACGGCCCAUGUAGGCAGCAGGGAGGUAACCUAUGGAGAGGGAAAUGGGGAAGAGCCAGUCUGGAACAUCAUUGACAUCAAGGAGGCAAGCUUACAGGAACAUUACUGACGGACAAUGCUUCAAUGUAAUUCCAACAGAAAUAUUAGGGACCAUACCAUGAGGUGGUUUUCUCUCUGUGGCAGUGGUUGGUGACCUGUGUGGAAUAUCUUUUCACUGCAACAUGCCCGUUGUGUGGCUUCCCCCGGGUGCUCCUGUUUCUUUCUACACCCCAAAGAAGUGCAGCUUGUUAGAUCACUUUGCUUCUGUGAAUCACCCCUGGUGUGUGUGGGGGAGAAUCGGUGGGGGGGGGGGGGGGUGAUGUUAACGGGCAGGUGUGAGAGAUUACAUUACAGGGAAACGGGGAAAUGGGACUGAUGGCAUUGCUUUGAGGGCUGGCAUAGACUCAAUGGGCUGAUUGGCCUCCUUCUAUGACAUAAGGCAAUAUGGAAAUAAUUAUGGGAAAAUAAAGGAACAACAUCUUACUCUGAGAAAUGACAUGACUUUCCUCAAAUGUGUUAAAGCUAAAAUUACCUGUGGGCAGUGGCAUUGUAUUUUGGUGUGUGGGUGGGGGAGUGGAACAGGGAGGGACCAAUAUCACCGAGGGAUAUGGAAGCUGUGCCAUCGCAAACUAAUGGUGCCAAAUCAUACAGAAGAAUGUUGGCCUCAAAGCAUUCAUCUCAUCAGCCAAGUCCUGCAUCACAAAUCUAUGGUUCCAAAUGACACAGGACUGGACAGCACAGGAACAGGCCCUUCAGCCCACAAUACCUGUGCUGACCAUGAUGCCAAUCUAAACUAAUCCCACCUGCCUGCACAUGGUCCGUAUUCCCUCCAUUCUCUGCCCGUUCAUGUGCCUGUCUAAAUGCUGUCAUACCUGCCUCCAUCACUUCCCCUGGCAGUGCAUUCCCUGUGAGAAGGACUCUAACUAACCUUUCUCUGCCUCUCAUUAUUGUACGUACUUCUGUCAGGUCUCCCCUCAGCCUCCAAUACCCCAGAGGAAAACAGUCCAAUCUGUCUAACUUUUCCUUAAGGCUAAUACUCUCUAAUCCAGGCAGCAUUCUGGUGAGCCUCUUCUGCACCCUCUCCAAAGCCUCCACAUCUUUCCUGUAAUGGGGCGACCAGAACUGCACACAACAAUCCAAAUGCAGUCUAACCAAGGUUUUAUACAGCUGCAACAUGACUUCCCGGCUUUUAUAGUCAGCACGAAUGAUGAAGGCAAGUAUGCUGUAUGCCUUCUUUACCACCCUAUCCAUUAGUGUUGCCACUUUCACAGAGCUAUGGACUUGCAUCACAAGAUCCCUCUGUACAUCAAUGCUCUUAAAGGUCCUGCCAUUUACUGUAUCUGUUCCUCCUACAUUUGACCUCCCAAAGUGCAUCACCUAACACUUAUCUGUAUUAAACUGCAUCUGCCAUUUCUCUGCCCACAUUUCCAACUGGUCUAUAUCCUGCUGAAUCCUUCGGUAACCUUCCUCACUGUCCACAACUCUGCCAAGUUAUGUUUCCUUUUUGGACCAUUGAGUCUAUACCGGCUCACAGAACAAUCCUAUUCUCCAUUAGUUCUCCAUAUAAUCCAUUCUCCCUACAUUCCCAUCAAGCCCCCCCAGAUUCUAUCACUGUCCUAUACUUGAGGCAAUUUACAGCAGCCAACUAACCUACCAUCUUUGGGAUGUGGGAGGAAACCGGAGCACCCAGGGGAAACCCACGCGGUCGCAGGGAGAACGUACAAACUCCACACAUGAGAAGCCAGCUUUUACCUCUCCCAGAAUUUAUUAGUUGAGAUCAUCACAGAAAAUGGUUUUUUGGACACAAACCAACAGAUGAAUUGAAGUGGGGAUGGCUUUAGAGUGAGAUAGUACAUUGAAUUUCU
This is a messenger RNA of Pristis pectinata (smalltooth sawfish), 3689 nucleotides long. Its product is annotated as probable G-protein coupled receptor 82. The transcript is spliced from 2 exons. The record is from RefSeq and is a predicted model, not a curated record. The coding region runs from base 105 to 1100 and encodes 331 amino acids. Gene Ontology annotation, molecular function: G protein-coupled UTP receptor activity; A1 adenosine receptor binding. Gene Ontology annotation, biological process: G protein-coupled receptor signaling pathway. NCBI's taxonomy places the organism in Eukaryota, Metazoa, Chordata, Chondrichthyes, Rhinopristiformes, Pristidae. Gene Ontology annotation, cellular component: plasma membrane.